Molecule: messenger RNA, 2836 nt
Organism: Brienomyrus brachyistius
Lineage: Eukaryota; Metazoa; Chordata; Actinopteri; Osteoglossiformes; Mormyridae
Gene: nampt1
Product: nicotinamide phosphoribosyltransferase 1
Exons: 11
Coding region: 119-1582 (487 amino acids)
Biological process (GO): NAD+ biosynthetic process
Molecular function (GO): nicotinamide phosphoribosyltransferase activity
Source: RefSeq, a predicted model, not a curated record
CUGGCGUCCGCGCUGCGCGCCUCCCUUCCCGUGUAGUCCCCUCCAACCCCCCAGCGCGGAGUCGUAGUCCCUGCACACCGUCGGCACUGACAGUCGCGGCACGCAAGUCAAGGGGAAGAUGGAGAACAGAUGCGCGGACUUCAACCUCCUGCUGGCCACCGAUUCUUACAAGGUGACCCACUACAAGCAGUACCCACCCAACACCAGUAAGGUCUACUCCUACUUUGAGUGUCGUGAGAAGAAGACAAACUCCACUAAAGACAGGAAGGUCAAGUAUGACAAGACUGUCUUCUACGGCUUACAGUACAUUCUCCACAAGUACUUACAAGGAAAGGUCAUCACCCGAGAAAAGAUCCAGGAGGCCAAGGAGGUGUACAGAGAGCACUUCCAGGACGACGUGUUCAAUGAGAAAGGCUGGAACUACAUCCUUGAGAAGUACGACGGACACCUUCCCAUCGAGAUCAAAGCGGUGCCAGAGGGCUGCGUCAUCCCGCGUGGAAACGUGCUCUUCACCGUGGAGAACACGGACCCUGAGUGCUACUGGCUCACCAACUGGGUGGAGACAAUCCUGGUUCAGAUCUGGUACCCAAUCACAGUGGCCACAAACUCCAGGGAGCAGAAGAAGAUCCUGGCCAGGUAUCUGGUGGAAACCUCGGGGAACCUGGACGGCCUUGAGUACAAACUGCAUGACUUCGGCUACAGAGGGGUCUCCUCGCAGGAGACUGCUGGCAUCGGCGCAUCCGCACAUCUGGUGAACUUCAAGGGAACCGACACCGUCGCUGGCAUCUGUGUCAUCAAGAAGUACUACGGCACCAAGGACCCGGUGCCUGGCUUUUCUGUGCCAGCCGCGGAACACAGCACAAUCACUGCCUGGGGGAAGGACCAUGAGAAAGAUGCCUUCGAGCACAUCGUGAAGCAGUUCCCCUCAGUGCCCGUGUCUAUAGUCAGCGACAGCUAUGACAUCUACAACGCCUGUGAGAAGAUCUGGGGAGAGGACCUAAGGAGCCUUAUUGAGAGUCGGAGUGCAGAUGCUCCUCUGGUGGUCCGGCCAGACUCUGGAAACCCGCUGGACACGGUGCUGAAGGUUCUGGAGAUUUUAGGAAAGAAGUUUCUCCCAAGAGAGAACAUUAAGGGUUUUCAGGUCUUGCCACCCUACAUUCGUGUGAUCCAGGGGGAUGGAGUCGACAUCAACACCUUGCAGGAGAUUGUCGAGGGGAUGAAGAAGCACCGCUGGAGCAUCGAGAACAUCGCAUUCGGGUCGGGUGGCGCCCUGCUACAGAAGCUAACCCGAGACCUGCUGAACUGCUCCUUUAAGUGCAGCUACGUGGUGACCAACGGACAGGGGGUAAACGUGUUCAAAGACCCAGUGGCAGACCCCAAUAAAAGGUCAAAGAAAGGCCGUCUGUCCUUACACAGGACGCAAAGUGGGGACUUCGUCACUCUGGAGGAAGGGAAGGGCGACCUUGAAGAGUAUGGAGUGGACCUCCUGCACACGGUUUUCAGGAACGGCACGAUAUUAAAGACGUACUCCUUCGACGAGGUCCGGGAGAACGCCCGGCUGGUGGAGAGCGAGCUGCAGUAGCUGCUUCACUGAACUGUCAUGUGCACCUUAGAGGACCAUGGGAGUGGAGGAGGGACCGAAGCAGCGGCUCCAGAUUGGGCCCGUACGCUUGCAGAGUUUGAGAUUGCCUUUACUCUGUGUCCAGAGCUCUCUCUUGUGUUUCAGAUUUCUGAAUCUUUGGUAGGCUUCAGUGUAGUUUUAAGAGAGGAACAACAGAAGAUGGAUCGCUGCACUUAGAUGAUUUGUAUCACUGUAUGUAAAACCAAUCGUCCGAAUGACCAUGCAAAUUUUUGAAGGAAAUGAAAUGUUUAUUUCACUAUUAUUAAUGAAAGAUUCUAUAGACUUAAUCGUUGGGCUCUAAGGUAAUUGUUAAACGUCGCUGAUUUUGAGAAAUGUUUAUGCUGAAAGUAGACUACUCCAUACCCAAGACUUUUCUCCUUGCAGAAAAAGCUGAUGAAUAGAAAGUUUUUUUAGUGUUUAUUUUCUUUCUUUCGUUCUUUGAAGACUGCACAUUUUUUCUUUGUUGCCGUUUCAGAGGCCAUAUGCUGAUAUUAAGGUAGUUUAAAGUAGUAUUGGCUGUCUUCAAAAGCAGAGUAAACCCACUGCAUUCUCGGCAUCCGUACUGUAAGACAACUGCUUAUUUUGUACAAAGUACAAAUAUUUAAUACAUUUGUUUUCUAUAAUUUAGAAAACAUACUUCAGAAUGUCGCUUUUAUUAAAUUAUGAGAAACUGUAAUUAUUUUACCAGUGUUUGAUUUGACAAUUUUUUAUACUUUUACUUCACUACAGACUUUAGAAAUAUUUUUUUUUUUAUGAUGGGGAAACUUAUAAGUGAGUAUUUCUAUUAAGAAUGAUGUGGCCAAAGUUCCUUUCUCUUGUAUAUAAACCUGAAUCUCGAGGAAGGUGACAGGCUAGGAAGAAAUAGAGAAUAUAUAAUUAUUUUUUGUCAAAACCCAUUUUAUACAGAGAUAAAAAAAAAAACACCUGACCUCAGAUUGUGGUCUGAAUCUGCUUUUAGUUCCCAAGUCCAUAGUGUUGUGUGAAUGUUGUGAAUCGACCGAUAAUCUUUGUGAAGAAUUUAGCUUUUGUACCGUCUGUCUGAUGUCUGUCUCUUCAUUGCCUCCUUUCUCGGUUUUUAAGGUGUCACUGAUUGUACUGUUAGGCUGUUAAAUUAAUCACCAUCUGUAUGUGUCGAAUACCUUCCUUCAUGUAAAUCGGAGGUGCGUCCAUUCCACCUUUUUCUGUAAAAUAAUAAAAAUACAAAACAAUCUUAAA